UAUCAAAUUUACUUCAAACUACGUUUGUUUAGCAAGGCUCCCCAUUCUAAAUGCUCGGAAUCAGACUUCAUCCCUUUCGUUGCUUGCUGUCGCCCCCCUCUCUCCCGAUUCCCUCAGACAUUUCCUCUCUGAGCCUCUCUCUCAAUCUCGCUUAUGCACCACAGUCUACCUCUCACUCAGCCUCUCUCUCAGUCGCACAAAACUCACAAGCGAGUAUCUCUCUGUCACUCAGCCUCUCUCUCAGUCGCAUAGUACCCACAAGCCUCUCUCUCCGUCACUCAGCCUCGCUCUCAGUUGCAUAGAAUCCACAAGGCUCUCUCUUCUUCGAAGCACAGCUUUCUUUCCACGGCCUUGAUUUAAACAUUACCAUUUUGCUCUCCUGCGUCUCUCCCGUUGCUCGCGUACUCGAAAUAACGCUCGAGCUCAAAAGGUGUUCAGGCUAGCCACAUUCGUCCCUGUCUCUUGCAUCUUACAUGCUAAUUCAAGAAUAAACUGCCAAUUGAUUAGACUAUAUUUGAAAGCAUUUACAUAUUGAGAUCUUCCACACUCAUAUCUUUCUUGGGUAAUCUAGAUUUCUCUGCAAAACCUCACUCCCAGUUUCUCUACAAAGAUCCUCUGUUUCAGUGCAGGAAAGAUGUUUGAGGGAGAGUUUCUGGAGAAUGGAUUCGAUCAAGAGGACACUAGGACAGAGAACCUUCUGAUUCUUUGGUGGAUAAGGUAUGAUGCUCCUGUAGGUAUUCGAUUAUGGCAUUAUCUCCAAGAAGAAGCUGGCAAAGGAAAGGGUGGUGUUAUCAAUCCAUUUUUUAAGCGCUUUGUAACAUCUUGUCAAGGCAUUCCACUAGGUGGCAUUGGCUCUAUAACUCUGGGAAGACUGCUGCAGAUGUCUCCUUGCUUUUUACAUGGGCGGCAAUGGAGGAAGAGAUUCAAUAAUUGCAUCAGACUGUCACAAUGCUAAAGGAUAGUCUGGUUGUAAUGGAGGAGAGAGACUGACACGCAAGCUGAUGUUAGAGGAGAGAUACUGAUAAUGCAAGCAGACGCUGGAGGUGCGCAUGCAACAAAUGAUGCAAAAUAUAAUAGCGCAAAUGAUGUAGGAUACGCAGUUUACAGCCCCUGCUCCAGGUGCAAUGCAAUUCAUCAGGAAGAUGGUAGAGAGGCCGAUAGUGGUGAUGAGUGAUGAUAUUGUUGAUGACAAGUAGCUUGUUUUUUUGUUAUUAUGAUGUUUUAUUUUUCCAUACAAUACAUUAUUGUCAUAACUCUUCAUUGUCAUAUUUAUAUAUAAUAUUGACUGAUAUUUGAUA
Molecule: messenger RNA, 1298 nt
Organism: Hevea brasiliensis (rubber tree)
Lineage: Eukaryota; Viridiplantae; Streptophyta; Magnoliopsida; Malpighiales; Euphorbiaceae
Exons: 6
Coding region: 635-955 (106 amino acids)
Source: RefSeq, a predicted model, not a curated record